Molecule: messenger RNA, 2193 nt
Organism: Eptesicus fuscus (big brown bat)
Lineage: Eukaryota; Metazoa; Chordata; Mammalia; Chiroptera; Vespertilionidae
Gene: RXFP2
Product: relaxin family peptide receptor 2
Exons: 18
Coding region: 1-2193 (730 amino acids)
Biological process (GO): G protein-coupled receptor signaling pathway
Cellular component (GO): membrane
Molecular function (GO): protein binding; G protein-coupled receptor activity
Source: RefSeq, a predicted model, not a curated record
AUGGAGCUGAAAUCCAUCCCUGAUUUUGCACUGACUGAAGAUAGUGUAAUCACUCCUUUGUGCCAAAAAGGAUAUUUUCCCUGUGGGAAUAUGACCAAGUGCUUGCCACGUGCUUUUCAUUGCGAUGGUGUGAACGAUUGUGGGAAUGGUGCUGAUGAGGAGAACUGUGGGGACACUAGUGGAUGGGCGACUAUAUUUGGCACAAUCCAUGGAAAUGCUGAUAAAGUGGCAUUCACCCAGGAGUGCUUUCUAAACCAGUAUCCACCACAAUGUGACUGCAAAGAAACAGAAUUGGAGUGUGUGAACGCUGACUUAAAGUUGGUGCCACCCGUUUCCAGCAACGUAACGCUGCUGUCUCUUAAGAAAAACAAAAUUCACAGUCUGCCAGAUAAAGUUUUCAUCAAAUACACAGAACUUAAAAAGAUAUUUCUUCAGCAUAAUUGCAUCAGACACAUAUCCAGGAAAGCAUUUUUUGGAUUACAUAAUCUGCAAAUAUUAUAUCUCAACCACAACUGCAUUACAGCCCUCAGACCUGGAGUAUUCAAGGACCUGCAUCAGCUAACUUGGCUAAUUCUAGAUGACAAUCCAAUAACCAGAAUUUCACAGCAGCUAUUCACUGGAUUAAAUUCCUUGUUUUUUCUGUCUAUGGUUAAUAACUACUUAGAAGCCCUUCCCAAGCAGAUGUGUGCCCAAAUGCCUCAACUUAACUGGAUGGAUUUGGAAGGCAAUGGAAUAAAGUAUCUUACAAAUUCUACCUUUCUGUCAUGCGAUGCACUCACUGUUCUGUUUCUGCCUAGAAAUCAAAUUGAUUUUGUUCCAGAGAAGACAUUUUCUUCAUUAAAAAAUUUAGGAGAACUGGACCUGUCUAGCAAUAUGAUAACGGAGCUACCAACCCAUAUUUUUAAAGACCUGAAGCUUCUACAAAAACUGAACCUGUCGUCCAACCCGCUCUUGUAUCUCCACAAGAACCAGUUUGAAAGUCUUAAACAACUUCAGUCUCUAGACCUGGAAAGGAUAGAGAUUCCAAAUAUAAACACACGCAUGUUUCAGCCCAUGAGGAAUCUUUCUCACAUUUAUUUCAAAAACUUUCGAUACUGCUCCUAUGCUCCCCAUGUCCGAAUAUGUAUGCCAUUGACUGACGGCAUUUCUUCAUUUGAGGACCUCUUGGCUAACAAUAUCCUCAGAAUAUGUGUCUGGGUUAUAGCUUUCAUAACCUGCUUUGGAAAUCUUUUUGUCAUUGGCAUGAGAUCUUUCAUUAAAGCUGAAAACACGACUCACGCUAUGUCCAUCAAAAUUCUUUGUUGUGCAGACUGCCUGAUGGGUGUUUAUUUGUUCUUCGUUGGCUUUUCUGACCUAAAAUACCGUGGGCAGUACCAGAAGUAUGCAUUGCUGUGGAUGGAGAGUUUGCAGUGCCGCCUCAUGGGCGUCCUGGCCAUGCUGUCCACUGAAGUCUCUGUCCUGUUGCUGACAUAUUUGACUUUGGAGAAGUUCCUGGCCAUUGUCUUUCCCUUCAGUAACAUUCAUCCUGGAAAACGGCACACUUCACUCAUCCUCAUUGGCAUCUGGAUUGUGGGAUUUUUAAUAGCUGUGAUUCCAUUUUGGAAUGAUGAUUAUUUUGGAAACUUUUAUGGAAAAAAUGGAGUAUGUUUCCCACUUUAUGAUGAUCAAACUGAAGAUAGUGGAAGUAAAGGGUAUUCUCUUGGAAUUUUCCUAGGUGUGAACUUGCUGGCUUUUCUCAUCAUUGUCUUUUCCUAUGGUAUUAUGUUCUGUUCCAUUCAUAAAACGGCCUUGCAGACUUCGGAAGUGAGGAGUCACAUUGGAAGAGAGGUGGCUGUUGCAAACCGUUUCUUUUUUAUAGUGUUCUCUGAUGCCAUCUGCUGGAUUCCUGUGUUUGUAAUUAAAAUUCUUUCCCUCUUCCGAGUGGAAAUACCAGGCACAAUCACUUCCUGGGUAGUCAUUUUUUUCCUGCCAGUGAACAGCGCCUUGAACCCCAUCCUUUACACACUCACAACCAGCUUCUUCAAGGACAAGUUGAAACAGCUGCUACACAGGCAUCGGAGAAAAUCGAUUUUCCAAACUAAAAAUAAAAGUUUGUCUACAUCCAUUGUAUGGACAGAUGACUCCUCUUCCCUUAAACUUGGGGUUUUGAACAAAAUAACUUUUGGGGACAGUAUAACAAAACCAAUGUCCUAG